AUGAGGGUGAUCUGCAACGCGCAGUUGGGCUCUGCCUUGUCCUUGAGGAGCUCCGCUCGCCUCAGCCCGGCAGUGUUGGCUUCCGGCUUCACCCAAACGGGCCUCGCCACGUUCCUUCGCAGCUGCAAGCGUUUAGACAGCACUCUGUCCAUGCUCGGCAGGGGCCGCCUUGGGUCCUUGUUGUUCGCCUUUGACUACGCCACGCUGGGCCCCACUUUGUCGCUCCGAUCCUUCGCACGGCUCGGCAGCAGCCUGUCGUGCGCCAGCACACUUUUGGCACCCAACACCGUCCGCUUCACCUCCAACACGUACAUGUACUACGACAGCGCCACACCCCUCUUGCAUUGGUACAUGAACGGGGCGCAGGUCAUGUCCAUGAGCAACACUGGCGGUCAGCUGCAUGGUACCUGGACGGAAUCCGGGACCUGGGUGACCUCUGACCGCCGACUGAAGAAGGACGUCAAGCCCCUCACACGGACCUUGCGGGACUUCCUGAAGCCCCAGGUCGAAGAGGCUGAGAGCACCCAGAUGGCACUCCAAGCGAGCACCCAGGAGAAGAAGGGUGAAGAUGCAGGAGCGCUUUGGGUGCUCAGGCAGCUGCGGCCUGUGUCCUACUACUUCAAGAAGGGCAGCGAGUCCAAGUACAUGCGCUUCGGCUUCAUCGCCGACGAGCUCGAGUCCGUGGUGCCGCAAGUGGUGCGGCACAAGCGCGGCACAGACUACUCGGACGAGAAAGCUGUGGCCUACACGGAUCUCAUUGCCCUGCUCACCUCCGCUGCUCAAGGUCAGCAGCAAGUCAUCGAACGGCAGCAAGACCGCAUGGACAAGCUGCUGAGUGACUUCGCCCAGCUGAAGACGGAGCUGGUGACCAUGAAGCAGGAGGAGAUCGAGUCUGAGCCUCCUCGCAAAAGCCUCCGCGGAGAGAAGAAGAAGAAGAGAAGCGGCAAAGGCAAAGCCAAGGAGAAGCUCGCGACAGUGACUGCCAACACCACCAACACCACCAACGCCACGAACACGCCCGAUAGCUCAGACGUGGCGUGA
This is a messenger RNA of Effrenium voratum, 1041 nucleotides long. Lineage: Eukaryota; Dinophyceae; Suessiales; Symbiodiniaceae. The record is from the annotation of a GenBank genome assembly.